UCCGUCACCCAGCAGACCAAUCCGAGAGCUGCAGUGCUCCACCUUCAACACACAGCCCUUCAUGGGCCGAUUCUACCAGUGGGAACCCUUUAAUGAUGUUUCCAGCGAGCAGAGCUGUGAGCUCAACUGCCGUGCCAUUGGCUUCCGUUUCUACGUGCGUCAGGCGGACAGAGUCAUCGAUGGCACUCCGUGUGGACAGAACCAGACAUCUGUGUGUGUGGCAGGACAGUGUCAGAGCGCCGGCUGUGAUGAUCUCUUGGGCUCUGGCAGGGUUCCUGAUAAGUGCGGUGUGUGCGGCGGAGACAACAGUGCGUGUAAGCUCGUCUCUGGCCUGUUCCAGCACAGUCUGACUAAAGUGGGCUAUCACAAGAUCGUGGAGAUCCCGCCGGGAGCCACCAAGAUCAAUGUCACCGAGAUGGUGAAGAGCAGGAACUACCUGGCUCUGCUCAGCCGGUCUGGCCGAUCCAUUAUUAAUGGAAACUGGGCCAUCGACCGUCCAGGAAUGUAUGAGGGAGUGGGAACGAUGUUCACGUACCGGCGGCCGAAUGAGAUCAGCAGCACCGCAGGAGAGUCCUUCCUGGCCGAGGGGCCGACCAACGAGAUCCUGGAUGUGUUUAUGAUCUACCAGCAGCCCAAUCCAGGCGUCCGUUAUGAGUUCAUCAUGCCGUCAGAGAACGCUGUAGACGCUCCGCAUCCUAAACAGAACCAGCUGGACGUGAAUGCUGUGAACGGCCCGUCGACCCCAGAGGAUCACGAGAGGUCAGGGGUCAGACAUCCUCCUCCCGUCCCGGAUAAUCAGCUUCCUGCAGCUCCGCCUACAACCAGAGCCAGAGAAUAUAACUGGAAACUCAGCGGCACCACAGACUGCAGCGCCUCCUGUGGACGAGGAAGCAGGUUCUCGGUGUUCGUCUGUGUUCAUCGAGGAACUCACGCUCUCGCGCCGAGCGAUCUGUGCGACAGCAGCACCAAACCCAGCCCUCAGGAGGAGCCGUGUAACGUCCAGCCCUGCCCUGCCUUCUGGGACAUCGGCGAGUGGUCCGAGUGCAGUAAGACGUGUGGUUUGGGCGUGCAGCAUCGUCAGGUUCUGUGUCGUCAGGCGUACACUAACCACACACUGAACGUUCACAGCAGCCGCUGCCGGCACCUGGAGCGCCCCGAGACCAGCAGCUCCUGCCAGAUGAAGAUCUGCAGCGAGUGGCAGAUCCGCUCCGACUGGAGCCCCUGUUCGGUGCCUUGUGGAGUAGGUCAAAGGUCACGUGAGGUGCACUGUGUCAGUAAUGUUGGUGAUAUCGUGGCAGAUGACGAGUGCAACAUGAAGCUGCGUCCGAGCGACGUGGAGAACUGUGACGCAGGUGUGUGCACUAAGAGCUGGUUCUUCAGCGACUGGAGCGCUCAGUGUUCGGCCGACUGCGGCGCGGGGGUGCGGACGCGCAGCGUUCAGUGUCUCACCAAUCACAUCAGCAGUCUGCCUCUGGAGCGCUGCGGGGCCCAACGGCCCCCCGAGGCCCAGCCCUGCAACAACGGCCCCUGUGAGAGCCGCACGGAGUGGUUCACCGGACCCUGGAGUCAGUGCUCGGCGGAGUGCGGCUCUGGCGGUCAGCAGAGGGCAGUGGUGUGUCUGAUGAGGUCUGACGAGGGUUUCGUCGUGAUGCCGGCGUACGAGUGCUCGUCUCUGGACAAACCUCUGAGCCAGCAGAGCUGCUUCAUCAAGACCUGCGGAGCCAAGUGGUUCCACACCGACUGGAGCGCGUGCUCAAAGACGUGUGAGACAGGGUACCGUGUGCGAGAGGUGCGCUGUCUGACCGAUGACAUGAUGACCAGCGAGCGCUGCGACGAAACACUGAAGCCUCCGGACAAGGAGGAGUGUCACCCUGAGCCCUGCCUGCCUCUGAUUGAUGAGAAGUGCCGUGAUAAAUACUUCAACUGUAACGUGGUGGUGCAGGCGCGUCUCUGCGUGUACGACUACUAUCAGAUGGCGUGUUGCGCGUCCUGCACGCGUGUGGCGCAGAGGAGCUCCGAACACUGGGCACAGCGAUCGUGACCAGAGACGCUCUGACUCGAACACGGCUGUCUUUGGAGGAGAGAUGGUGUCAGAUCAGGUGCAGCGUGUGAUGAUGAGAUCAGUAUGUACUCAGUGCGUCACACAUGAACACUAGAGCGCAGGACGAGGAGAGAAUCACUGCGUUAGCAACCACUUCACUUCUGUUCACACUGCGGAUUUAAAGUGACUUGAGCGUUAUUCAGAGUGAAUGUGAUCAGAACAGAAAGGAUCUCUGAGAGGAGCGGCGCUGUGUGGAACUGCGGUGUGAACGUGUUCAGCUCACUGCAGAACUGACUCCGGUUCCUCAGAUCUGAAACGUAGAUCCGGUUAGAUACACUUUCUGAUUGGAUAAACGCUCAUCGAUAUGCUUCAAGAGCAAAAACACAAAGACAAUGAUUCAUACUGACAGAAUUAACAUAUGGAGUUAAAAUAGUCUCAAAAUUAACGUGUUUACAAAAUAUGAUUCACAAAUGCAAUAGCUAUGUCAUAUUCACAAAACAAAGCUUUUGUGUAUUAUGCAUUAUGUAUGUACGUUGCAAUGCAUCUUUUCAUAAAUAAUUGGUUUGUUAGCCAUGUUUUUUAUGCAUUAUAUUUUCUAAAGGUGUAACAAUGAGUGUUAUAAAGCAUUAUAACAGUGGUUACAAUUACUCAUGAGGUCAUUACAAGUCAUAUUUAAUGCAUUAAAACUAUUUUUUAUGCAAAAUAUAUAAAGGUUUUCAGUAAAGUGUAACUAAAAAAAAAAAAUCACAAACUCAUGAUGUUAUUCAUAUUCACAGAAUUGUUUUUUGCAAAUGCAUGACCAAAUUUAUGUUCACAAAAUAAGAUUCACAAAUGCACAUUUCUGAACGAGUGAUUUUUAGACGUGAGUUUUCAGUCAUAAUGCGCUUUGUUCGAUGUUCUGAAUCAAAGAUUAAAACGUGGCUUGAUUAAUUUUGAGACUGUUUUAGCUCCAUAACAGCCACAGCGAUGAAGUGCGUUUGAACUGACGUGAACAUGUAAGUCUUAUAUUUUUAUUGUACUCACUGUAUUUAUAUUUUGAACACAUUCAGUUCGUAGUUUUGAAACAGAUUUGUCAGCAUUGUCAUUCUCAUUCAGAAGCGUUUAUCUGUAUCUUUUUAAUCUUUAUAAAGCUGAUUAAAGUCUAAAGAUGAACUCUAUUCCUCCUGAUCUGAAUCAAGCUUGAAAUGAAUCAUAUAAUAACAUCAUAACAGCUCAUAAGAUAAUGUGGAGUAAAAAAAGUGUGUGUAAAAAAAAAAAAUUGCAAUUAUGAUUUAAUAUGUGAUUUUUAAAUGUGAUAUUUUAAUGUUUCAGAUUUGCUGCUUGUUUGGACAAUUUGGCCUAAAAUUUCAAGAUUACAUAUUAAUUGUAUUGUAAAUAAUGUAUAAGAAUAAUAAACACAGCAUUUCUUUA
Molecule: messenger RNA, 3451 nt
Organism: Cyprinus carpio (common carp)
Lineage: Eukaryota; Metazoa; Chordata; Actinopteri; Cypriniformes; Cyprinidae
Gene: thsd4
Product: thrombospondin type 1 domain containing 4
Biological process (GO): extracellular matrix organization
Cellular component (GO): extracellular matrix
Molecular function (GO): metalloendopeptidase activity
Source: RefSeq, a predicted model, not a curated record